This is a messenger RNA of Plutella xylostella (diamondback moth), 452 nucleotides long. It is a transcript of the gene ND-MLRQ, whose product is annotated as NADH dehydrogenase (ubiquinone) MLRQ subunit. Gene Ontology annotation, cellular component: respiratory chain complex IV. NCBI's taxonomy places the organism in Eukaryota, Metazoa, Arthropoda, Insecta, Lepidoptera, Plutellidae. The record is from RefSeq and is a predicted model, not a curated record.
UCUUUGACUUGCUUGACAGAUUUUAUUGACGUUAAUUCUUGAAAAUUUGAGAAUUUUCCUUGGGAUUACUCGUCGAUUCCGUCGUAAAGUGCUAAAAAAAGAGUAUUAGAAACAUCUAAAAUGCAGGGCCUUAGCAUCCAGAGCUUGAAGAAGCACAAGGCUUUGAUCCCGCUGUACGUGUGCACGGCGCUGGGCUGCGGCGGCGCUGUGUUCUACCUGGCGCGCCUGGCGCUGCGCUCGCCCGACGUCUCCUGGCAGAAGCACGCCAACCCCGAGCCCUGGGAGGAGUACAGGAACAAGCAGUACAAGUUCAUGGCCACCCGCGACUACUCUGAGGGUUCCCCGGCUCCCAAAUUUUAAGUUGCCUGCUUAAGAUAUGUACUCUCGUUAAUCAAAAACUCUGUGAAGUAUAGAACAUUAAUUUAAUAAAUAGUGAUUAUGUGAUAACUUAA